Dicentrarchus labrax (European seabass) is the source of this 3319-nucleotide messenger RNA. It is a transcript of the gene dis3, whose product is annotated as DIS3 exosome endoribonuclease and 3'-5' exoribonuclease. Gene Ontology annotation, biological process: rRNA catabolic process. The coding region runs from base 141 to 2996 and encodes 951 amino acids. Lineage: Eukaryota; Metazoa; Chordata; Actinopteri; Moronidae. Gene Ontology annotation, molecular function: 3'-5'-RNA exonuclease activity; endonuclease activity; RNA binding. The transcript is spliced from 21 exons. Gene Ontology annotation, cellular component: nuclear exosome (RNase complex); cytoplasmic exosome (RNase complex). The record is from RefSeq and is a predicted model, not a curated record.
UUUCACGUAUUUACCAAAACUCUGGGAACGUUUUGUCGGCCCACAGAUUUAGCUUACACAUGGGUAGCUAACGGUUUGCUUACCGUCAGAUGUUAGGAUAAACCAUCGGGAUUUAACCUACUCAGGCUUUUAUCUUCAUAAUGUUGAAAUCUAAAACCUUCGUGAAGAAGACUCGGUCGGGUGGGGUGAUGAAGAUAGUGCGCGAGCAUUACCUGAGAGAUGACAUUUGGUGCGGAAGCGAAGUUUGCGCUGAAUGCAAACAGGAGUCCGCGGUGCUCCAGAGGGACGCGUGUAUCGAGAGUAACCUGUGCACUUACCCACAUUAUCUGAUCCCUGACACCAACGUGGUGCUGCAUCAGAUCGACGUGCUGGAAGACCCUGUGAUACGUAAUGUUAUUAUCCUGCAGACUGUGCUGCAGGAGGUACGCCACCGCAGCGCACCCGUCUAUAAGCGCCUGAAGGACAUUAUACAUGAGAAAGAGAAACACUUCUACACCUUUACCAACGAACACCACAGAGAUACAUUCAUUGAACGGGAACCGGGAGAGAGCGCCAAUGACCGUAACGACCGUGCGAUCCGUGUGGCCACCAAAUGGUACAGCCAGCACCUGAAGACGUCCGAGUCCGACGCAGAAGGGCUCAAAGUGGUCCUACUCACCAAUGACCAAGGGAACACGCAGAAGGCAGAGGAGAGCAGCCUGCUGGUGUACAAAUGUGAAGAGUACAUCAAGAGUCUGAUUGCAAACCCUGAGCUUGUGGAUCGUCUGGCUUUAUCCAGUGACGACAAGAAUGAGAUCACUAGCAGUAAGGUGUUAUUCCCAGAGCACCUCCCUCUAUCCAGGAUCCAAGCAGGAAUUAAGAGUGGCUCCUUCCUCCAGGGCUCCUUUAGGGCCAGCAGGGACAACUAUCUGGAGGCCACAGUCUUUGUCCAGGGAGAGGGGGAAGACAGCACUGAGGUUCUCAUUCAGGGUCUUCAGAACCUCAACAGAGCAGUGCACCAGGAUGUGGUUGCCGUACAGCUGUUGCCACGGAAUCAGUGGGUGGCGCCCUCUGCAGUCGUGCUGCAGGAUGAAGGCACAGCAAAGGACGAUGAUGCUGAAGAGGAGGAGGAGGAGAAAGCGUUGAGGAUAUCGGCAGCUGAAGCAGCCAGCAAGCCCACAGGCAAAAUAGUGGGAAUCAUCAAAAGGAGCUGGAGGCCAUACUGUGGCAUGCUCAAUGCCUCCCAGAUUAAAGAGUCGACUCGCCAUCUUUUCACCCCAGCAGACCGCCGUAUCCCUCGCAUUCGCAUUGAAACACGUCAGUCAUCCACACUGGCAGGCCAGAGGAUCAUGGUGGCCAUCGAUGGCUGGCCCAAACACUCCAGAUAUCCAAAUGGUCACUUUGUGCGCAGUCUGGGAAGUGCAGGGGAGAAGGACACAGAGCAGGAAGUGCUGCUACUGGAGCAUGAUGUUCCCCACCAAGACUUCUCUCAGGCUGUGCUCAGUUUCCUUCCCAAGAUGCCGUGGGCCAUCACACCAGAGGACAUGGUGAAGAGAGAGGACCUGAGGCAUCUGACGGUGUGCAGUGUGGAUCCUCCAGGAUGUACAGACAUUGAUGAUGCCCUUCACUGUAGAGAGCUGGACAAUGGAAACCUUGAGGUGGGCGUCCACAUUGCUGAUGUCAGUCACUUCAUCAGACCUGGCAACGCUAUGGACAAAGAGGCUGCGAACCGCGGCACCACUGUCUACUUGUGUGGCAAAAGGAUAGAUAUGGUUCCUGAGCUGCUCAGCUCCAAUCUUUGUUCUCUACGCUCCAAUGUGGAAAGGAUGGCUUUCUCGUGUAUCUGGGAGAUGAACGACAAGGCUGAAAUUCUAAAGACCCGGUUCACAAAAAGUGUCAUUAACUCCAAGGCAUCUUUGACCUACGCUGAGGCCCAAAUGAGGAUUGAUGACACCACCAUGAAUGACGAUAUCACUCAGAGUCUUCGAGGUCUCAACAAACUAGCCAAAAUCCUCAAGAGGCAGAGGAUAGAGAAAGGGGCGCUGACGCUGUCAUCCUUAGAGGUCCGUUUCCACAUUGACAGUGAAACCCACGACCCCAUUGACCUCCAAACCAAAGAACUCAUGGAGACAAACUCCAUGGUAGAGGAGUUCAUGUUGCUGGCCAAUAUUUCCGUUGCCCAGAAGAUUUAUGAUGAAUUUCCAGAUUGUGCCAUGCUGAGAAAACAUCCAGCACCACCUCCAUCUAACUACGACAUCCUGCUCAAGGCUGCAAAGUCCAAGAAUGUGGAGAUCCACACAGAUUCGGCCAAGGCACUGGCCGACUCCCUUGACGGGGCCAAAGUGGACGGCUUCCCGUACUUUAACACGCUACUGCGCAUCUUGGCCACUCGCUGCAUGAUGCAAGCUGUCUAUUUUUGUUCUGGCAUGGACAGCGAUUUCCACCACUACGGCCUUGCUUCACCCAUUUAUACACACUUCACAUCACCUAUUAGGAGGUAUGCAGAUAUUAUAGUACACCGCCUGCUGGCAGUGGCCAUAGCAGCUGACAGCACCUACCCAGAUUUGAUGGACAAACAUAAGCAAUCGGCCCUUGCCAACAACCUCAACUACAGACAUAAAAUGUCUCAGUAUGCACAGAGGGCAUCUGUGGCCUUCCACACACAGUUGUUCUUCAAGAGCCGAGGCAUACUGAACGAAGCGGGAUAUGUUCUGUUUGUGAGGAAAAAUGCAAUCAUUGUACUCAUCCCAAAGUUUGGUCUGGAGGGAACAGUCUUCUUUGACACCAAAGACAAGGCGGCUCCAAACCUGGUUUUUGAUGAAGAGGGUCCCACUCUGAAGGUAGAGCAGCACAAUUUCUGCAUAUUUGACAAGGUGAAGGUCACCAUCAGCCUAGACGCCUCCAAUAUUCAGCACCAGAAGAUCCGCAUGGCUCUGAUUGACCCUGUGAUCCCUGGAGUGAGUGUUCCAGCCCCAGAUGUUGAACCACAGGCCAAGAAACCAAAACUGGACCGCUGACACAGAAAGCAGCACAAAAUUUCACCUGAACCACCAGCUGAUCAUCCAGAUCAACAAAUUGUAAAAGUCUAUAAAAGAACCAGUUUGGGCCGGUUGAUGCAUUGACACAGUUACCUGUUAUACUUUGUGUCCAUUUUAGUAAAUCUACCACAGUGAAGCUUCACUGCUCUAAUCUCACAUGCACCCCUCCGCUCAUUUUACAUUACAUUACAUCAAACACUUGUUGGUACAUAAGCAUGGAUAGGUGCAACAGACUGUCUGGCUGUGUAACCUGUCAAAUAACAGUGUAGUAAGUGACUCAAUCAUUAAAGUGUUUUUUUUUA